AUGGGACAAAUCUGCUCGGGACUAAAGUCGGAAGCCAACAAGGGGUCGGCGUUGGAAACCGUCGGACCGGAUGACCUGAUAGAUGAGGGCUUUGCGGAUUCUCAACAUCUUUCCAAUGACCAGCUACAAAAGCAGCAACAAUUACAACAAGAUGAUCCUCUGAACAUAUCUCGUCGGGAUAGCGAAGAGGUAGAACGUCAAAAGAAAUUGAGAGAAGAGCAAGCCACAUUGGAUAUGAUCGUGGCCAUGGCAGGACGUGGGAUGGUUGCCGUGAGGUCCACCCGAGGCAGCACCGGAUAUUAUGAUCAAGGUUUUGCUGCAGCGUUGGCAGCGCACUUGGAGCAAACUACACAAUUUCCGGAAAGUCUACCAGUGAAGUUGCCACAAUUCACCCAUGAGGAUUCCCUAUACAGCAUACUGAAUCAGCCAAUGACAGUCCAUCUGCCAAACAAAGUUGCCGAAGAUCCCAACGGAUAUAUGGACAGUAUCGCAGAACCGCUACUAGAGACUGUGCUUCCGGCGAAACAGCAGCUCUUUGCGAGGGCCCACCCGAUUGUGGAAACCUUAAUGUAA
Cylindrotheca closterium is the source of this 573-nucleotide messenger RNA. The record is from the annotation of a GenBank genome assembly. Lineage: Eukaryota; Bacillariophyta; Bacillariophyceae; Bacillariales; Bacillariaceae.